AUGUCUCAGCUCCUGAACAGCAUCUUCACUGUGAUUAAGGUGUUCCACGAAUAAGCCAAUAUGAAUGAUGACUGCACAUCCCUGUGCAAGAAAGAACUGAAGCAGCUUCUGCUGGAGGAAUUUAAAGAGAUCCUUCGGAGGCCACAUGACCCUGAGACAGUUGACACCAUCUUACAGCUCUUAGAUCGGGACCGUGAUGAACAUGUCGACUUUAAUGAAUUUCUUCUGCUGGUGUUUAAGUUGGCUCAAUCCUGUUAUCAAAUUCAGAGUAAAACGUUAUGUAGAGACAAAGCCGGGGUCCACCAAGAGCAAGGGAGAGAGAGAACACAGGACCGUCACCUUCCAGAGGAGAGUACAGGCAAUCAACAAAAGCAGAAGCAUAGGGGACAAAGGCAGGAGUCCCACCAUGAUCAGUCUGAGAGACAAGAUGAUGACUAUCAUUAUGGUCAGUAUGAGGGACAAGAUGAGGAUUCCCACUAUACCCAGUCUGAGAGACAAGACAAGAAUUCUCAUCAUGACCAAUCUGGGAGACACGACCGGCAUUCUCACUGGGAUCAGUUUGAGAAACAAGACCAGAAUUCUCACUGGGGUCAGUCUGGGAAACAAGAGAAGACCCCUCACUAUGGUCAAUCUGAAAGGUUAGGACAGGACUCACACCCCACUAAUUCAAAAAGACACGGACAGGAUAGUCGCUCUGGUCAGUCUGGAAGGAUGAGACAGGAAUCAAGCUGUGGUCAGUCUGAGAAACAAAGGUAUGUCUCUUACUUAGGUCAAAAUAAGAGACAAAGUCAGGGCUUUAACUGUAGUGAACCUGAGAAACAAGACAAUGGUUCUCAUUAUGGUCAGUCUCAAAGGCUGGGACAAGACUCAAGCUUUGGUCAGUCAAGUAGACAAAGACCAAGCACUGGUAAUGACCAUUCAGGCAGACAAGGACAAGAAUAUUGCUGUGGUCAGUCAGGGAGACAAGGACUGGAUUCUACCUAUGGUCAGUCUGAGAGAUCAGAACAGGAAUCAAGCUGUGGUCAGACAGGCAGACAAAGACUAGACUCUCACUAUGGCCAUUUAGGGAGGCAAGGACUGGAUUCUCACUAUGGCCAGUCAAGAAGACAAGGACUGGACACUCAAUAUGGCCAAUCAGGGAGAGAAGGAUUAGAUUAUCACUAUGACCAAUCAGGAAGGCAAGGACUAGACUCUCACUAUGGCCAGACAGGGAGGGAAGGAUUAGAUUCUCACUAUAGCCAGUCAGGAAGACAAGGGUUGGAUCGUCACUAUGGCCAGUCAGGAAGACAAGGAUUGGAUCGUCAUUAUGGUCAGUCAGGGAGACAAGGACUAGAUACUCAAUAUAACCAAUCAGGAAGGAGAGGACUGGAUACUCAUUGCGGUCAGUCAGGAAGGCAAGGACUGGACUCCCACUAUAGCCAGUCAGAGGAGUUUGGACAAGAAUCAGGUUGUGGUCAGACAGAUAGACAAGGUCUAGAUACUCACUAUGGCCAGUCAGGAAGGCAAGGACUGGACACUCAAUAUGGCCAGUCAGGAAGACGGGGACUGGAUUCUCACUAUGGCCAGUAUGGACAAGAAUCAAGCUAUGGUCAAACAGAUAGACAAGGUUUGGAUUCUAGUAAUGGAUAUUCUGAGAUACAGGGGCAAAAUCAUCACUUCCAAGAUAGCAGAAGAACAGGACGGGAAGGGCAAGGGCUGAACAGAAACCAGGGGUAUAUAUCUGGGGAAGACAGGCAGAGCCACUUUCAACAAGGGCUGUGGCAACCAGAAAGGGAGUCUGAACACCGUCAACAUAAGUUGUAUUCUCAGUCCCAGCAGGAAAGGUCUCUCUGCCACAAAGGGAGAGACUGGCAGCAGAGUGGUAGUCAACAGACUGGAGGACAGGCACAAGACAGACAAAGGCAUGAAGAAAAGCAGAGGCAUCAAAGAUACCACCAGCAAACACAUGAAGAAGAAAAGGGUCAUCAGACCAGGGAUAGACAGGGUCAGAAGGAGCAGGGAACCUCUCAGAGACAGGACAGACAGUCCUAUGGAGAAGACCAAAGUCAUCAGAGAUACCACCAGCAAACACAUGAAGAGGAAGAGGGUCAUCAGACCAGGGAUAGACAGGGCCAGAAGGAGCAGGGAACCUCUUCUCAGAGGCAGGACAGACAGUCCUAUGAAGACCAGAGUCAUCAGAGAUACCACCAGCAAACACAUGAAGAGGAAGAGGGUCAUCAGACCAGGGAUAGACAGGGCCAGAAGGAGCAGGGAACCUCUUCUCAGAGGCAGAACAGACAGUCUUAUGGAGAAGACCAGAGUCAUCAGAGAUACCACCAGCAAACACAUGAAGAGGAAGAGGGUCAUCAGACCAGGGAUAGACAGGGCCAGAAGGAGCAGGGAACCUCUUCUCAGAGGCAGGACAGACAGUCCUAUGGAGAAAAGCAGAGUCAUCAAAGAUACCACCAGCAAACACAUGAAGAGGAAGAGGGUCGUCAGACCAGGGAUAGACAGGGCCAGAAGGAGCAGGGAACCUCUUCUCAGAGGCAGAACAGACAGUCUUAUGGAGAAGACCAGAGUCAUCAGAGAUACCACCAGCAAACACAUGAAGAGGAAGAGGGUCGUCAGACCAGGGAUAGACAGGGCCAGAAGGAGCAGGGAACCUCCUCUCAGAGGCGGGACAGACAGUCCCAUGGUACUGAGCAAAGUCAUCAGAUGCAGGAUAGUCAAACACAGAGUAGGCAAACUCAAGACAAUGAGAGAUAUCGUCAGACCCAGGACAGACAAGAUGGGCAAGCCUGCGGUAAUGAGCAAAGUAGUCAUCUGAGGGGCAGGCAAACCCAUGAAGAAGAAGAGAGUUCAUAUCACACCCAGAACAGACAAACCCAUGAAGGGCACAGACAGCAAGAGGCCCAGAAUCGGCGAUGGCAAAGAGACCAGGAGAGCCAUCCUCAGGCAGAGGGAUCCUGCACACGUGAGCAGGACCACCUACAUCAUCAGAGGCAAAGUUCUCAGAGAAGGCCUGGUGACCAAAGUUCCCAUCCAACCCAGGCCUAUGGGAAUCUUAAAGGAAGAGCAUCUAAUGGGAGCCAUCCCACUAACUCAACUAUUGCUCCUAGCCCCCUCUAUAAGUAUCUACAAGAGCAAAAAGCCCAAGGGCAUCACAACUGA
Molecule: messenger RNA, 3150 nt
Organism: Phascolarctos cinereus (koala)
Lineage: Eukaryota; Metazoa; Chordata; Mammalia; Diprotodontia; Phascolarctidae
Source: RefSeq, a predicted model, not a curated record